UAGAGAGUUUGUCUUAUUUGAGGCUCGUUGUGUUCGUAAAUUACUGUUGAUUUCAUAAAUUAUUAAAAUUUAAAUAAGUUUAUUGUUAUAAGUGUGUGUUGUAGAAGAUAUUAUGAACAAUAAAAUGUAUUUUGGAGGUGUGGAAGGCGGAGCAACACAUUCCAAUAUGGUCAUCUGUGACAACACAGGACAAGUGGUUGGAAGGUCCAAAGGACCUGGCACCAACCAGUGGGCGAUCGGCAUGGAGGAGUGCACCAAAAGGAUAGUGGCUAUGGUGCAGGCGGCGAGGAAAGAUGCCGGGAUACCCAACGAUAGGGUACUGGAUUCAUUGGGUCUGACACUCUCCGGCUGCGGACCAGAGAGCAGCAAUUCAGAAUUGGCAGCAAGAGUAAAAGAGGAAGACAGCAAGAUUGGUCUCAUCUACGUCGGGUCCGACACUGAAGGGUCCUUGUUUACUGGAGCCCCUGAUGGGGGCAUGGUUCUGAUUGCUGGUACAGGCUCCAAUGCCUUGCUAAGAACGCCUGACGGUAAACAGUAUGGAUGUGGAGGAUGGGGCCAUCUGUUGGGAGAUGAAGGUAGUGCUUAUUGGAUCGCUCACCGCGCGGUUAAAACAGCCUUCGAUAGCAUAGACGGGCUCCGGCCGUCCCCUCAUCCCAUAGACAACGUAUGGGAAGCUGUUAAGGAGCAUUUCAACAUCAACACACAGGACGACCUGCUCCCUUACGCGUAUAAGAACUUCGAUAAACCACAGUUUGCUGCUUUAACAGCAACUCUAUCAAAACUGGCCUAUCAAGGAGACGCGCUAGCUUGCCAUCUCUUCGCUGAAGCUGGGAGUGCAAUAGCAGCCCAUAUAGCUGCUUUAGCUCCGAAGUCUACUGGAAAAGUCAGAAUAGUCUGUGUUGGGUCAGUUUGGAAGAGUUGGGAUGUGCUCAAACCUGGUGUGCUCAAGGAGUUAACUCAUAGGAAUUUAAAAAUUGAAUUGGAGUUUGUCAGGCUACGAGUUUCCAGUGCAAUGGGCGCGGCAUGGAUUGCAGCGAAGCACGCCAACUGUAUACUACCGAGAGAUGACUCCCUCUUCUGUGAUAUAUUGUACACAUACCGAGGCGACGAAGUCUCCAAUGGCACGAAUGGCAACGUGGUAAAGUUGAAUGGCAACCACAACAACGUCGGCAUUUUGGCGCUCGCCGCAGGUUUUAUAGGUUAUGUUAGUUUUAAAGACAAAGUUUAUGCUGCAACAGUUAUUAAUGACUUGAAAGGAAGACGGCAGAAGUAUAACUUCAUAGCUGACGUGGUGGCGGUGUCUGCACCGGCCGUGGUGUACAUAGAAAUCAAGGAUGGACGUAGAGUUGACUUAUUCAGUGGCAGACCACUAACUCUCUCAAACGGUUCUGGGUUUAUAGUGAAAGAAGACGGGUUGAUAUUAACAAACGCUCAUGUUGUUGUAAAUAAACCGAACGCUACGGUUAGCGUAAAACUCAUGGAUGGUACCACCCACACUGGGCUAGUAGAAGAUGUAGACCUAAAAUCUGACCUGGCCACACUCCGGAUUCCUGUGAAUGGUCUACCAACUAUGAAGCUUGGCUCCUCGGCAGAUAUCAAGCCUGGCGAGUGGGUAGUAGCAAUGGGCAGCCCUUUAUCCCUCAGUAACACAGUAACGGCUGGUGUGGUCAGUUCAACGCAGAGGGCCAGCGAGGAACUCGGUUUGCGGGGUAAAGAUAUGGUCUACAUACAGACAGAUGCGCCUAUAACGUUUGGGAACAGCGGCGGGCCCCUAGUGAACUUGGAUGGUGAAGCGAUCGGUAUCAACAGUAUGAAAGUCACCUCCGGCAUCUCAUUUGCUAUACCCAUAGACUACGUGAAGGAAUUCCUAGCUAAGAGAAAAACCAAGCCUCCACAGGUUUCAAAGAGGUACCUAGGAAUCACUAUGCUGUCGUUAUCACCCAAUAUCCUGAUGGAACUGAGGAUGAGGAAUCCGGAGAUGCCGACGGAUAUCGAUCACGGAAUACUCGUUUCGAAAGUUAUCAUCGGAUCACCUGCAUAUAACGGCGGUCUUCAACCGGGGGAUAUUGUAACGAAUAUAAACGGAAAGCCGGUGCACAGCGCUAGCGACAUCUAUACGAUGUUGGAGAACUCCAGCGGCAGUUUGCGUGUGGACGUCGUUAGAGGCCGCCAGCGGAUCACUCUGUCUGUCACACCUGAGAUACACUCGUAACAUAUUGGGAUAUUACAUGCCUAG
This is a messenger RNA of Achroia grisella, 2236 nucleotides long. It is a transcript of the gene HtrA2, whose product is annotated as serine protease HTRA2, mitochondrial-like. The coding region runs from base 113 to 2212 and encodes 699 amino acids. NCBI's taxonomy places the organism in Eukaryota, Metazoa, Arthropoda, Insecta, Lepidoptera, Pyralidae. Gene Ontology annotation, molecular function: serine-type endopeptidase activity; protein binding. The transcript has 14 exons. Gene Ontology annotation, biological process: programmed cell death; proteolysis; positive regulation of apoptotic process. The record is from RefSeq and is a predicted model, not a curated record.